This is a messenger RNA of Ylistrum balloti, 8292 nucleotides long. Its product is annotated as tyrosine-protein phosphatase non-receptor type 13-like. Gene Ontology annotation, cellular component: cytoskeleton. Gene Ontology annotation, molecular function: protein tyrosine phosphatase activity; protein binding. Lineage: Eukaryota; Metazoa; Mollusca; Bivalvia; Pectinida; Pectinidae. Gene Ontology annotation, biological process: protein dephosphorylation. The record is from RefSeq and is a predicted model, not a curated record.
CGGCUGAAGAGAACCUCUCUUCUUCAUAAACUAGGAUGGGCCGUUCAUUUCGUGGAAAAGCUGCAGUAUUAUUGUAAUUUCUGGUAUAAGAAGGAAGAUGCCGGUAGCUGAAGUAUCAGUGUCUCUCUUUGAGGUCCUGGAGGUUCGGGGAGCACCUCUCACGGAACCUGAAAUUUGGGGCAUUGCCUACCAAAGUGCUCUUACCUUACAUGAUACUCUGGUACAAGGUGAAGGACAUGAAGGGGGUCCAAAUUUCGUGAUAAGCCCGGAUACCCUGACCUUCACUAGUGGUGGGGAGGUGCAGUUUCCACACGCCUAUGGGACUGGCACUGAAGGCCACGCCUAUGCAGCACCAGAGUUAAGGCAGAUACCAGACUACGAAGGAGUUGACACAGAAAAGGUGCACUCCUUCUCCUUGGGGAAAACUUUACGAUAUGCAGCAGAGUACGGCCUUAUAGGAAGUCAGCCCGCCAGGGUUAGCAGUAACCUACAAGCAGUUCUGAAUUCCAUGUGUGAAGGAACACCUUCACUAAGGCCCAGCAUGAUUCAACUGCUAGAGGCAUGUGAUAUGUAUGCAGAAAAGUAUUCCGUACAGAGGUCACAUAGCCAUUGUGUAAGAGGCCUGUACCAAACUAUACUGGGCAGUGGCAGCGAGGAGGAAACUGUGUCACAAACCCAGAACAAUAGCCGCCAGACUAGCUCUUUCCUGAGGGAAAAUAGAGCAAACCGGUCACGAGGGAAAUACAAAUAUUCCCAUAGGAGGGAGCAGCAGAAGUCAAGGUCACGAUCAAGAUCACGGUCAAGGUCAAGGCAUCGGAGUGGAAAUGAAGAAACUGAUUCAGGAUACCAACCAUCAUCCAAAAACAGUCAUGGAGGGGUUGUCAAUGGUGUCCACAUACAAGAUACAGAAAAUAUGUACGCUGGUCCAGGACAGACUGCGCCACCACCUUACAAACUCAGUAGUCGGUCUGAUCUCAAGCUUGAUUUGACAGAUUCCUCACAGACGGGUCAGUCCUAUCAUUUGUCAGAUAUAACAUUCUCAUCCUCACAAAACAAUGGAUCUGUGUCACCUGGGGUAACAAGUGGACAGAGAACUGGCCAUCCACUGAGUCCAAGGGGCAGACAUCUGACAGCAUCCCAUAUGGGAAACACAGCUUAUGAAAAAUACUUGAGGAUAAAGGAGCGUCAGAAAAAACUGAAAGUGUUACGGAGAGGAUUAUUGGGGGAGGGGAGUGAUGAAGAUUCACCAAUCACCUUGUCUGAGCGUGCUGAUCAUCUGGCUGACACAAGGUCAAUCAGCUCAGCUGUCUCCUAUAACCAAGAGGCUGGACGGAAUAACACAGGUAGCUACUUACCAGGGAUACACAUGCAGUAUGGGUCAGAGAUGGCCCUGAGAGUGGGACGAGACUCUGACAGGGAGAGCAUUGUCAGCAGUGAGUUCUCAUCCUACCAACAGGAAUACCCAUUAAGAUCUACAGAUCAAGGUCACCAUUCACUGCCAGAGAGGGGUGUCAAGGCCAAGGUCAAAGUUCCUCACACCAACACAUCAAGGAAACCAAGGGAAUAUUAUGGUCCAGAAUUUGUUCAUAAAGCCAGCAAAGCUAUCAUCAGAGUGCCAAUUCCUUUGCAAGGGGAGAGCCUGAAGAACCCAUCCCAUGCUAGGCGGGUGGUAGUAGUCCUUCUGACUGGUCAGAAGUUAGAGGCUAUGUGUGACCCCAGUACCACCGGUCAGCAGUUGUUUGAGUCGGUCAUCACACACAUAGAACUACCUGAGUUCUUCUUCUUUGGUCUCACCUAUGUCAGUGAUGGAGAGCACUUCUUUGUGGACCCAGAGAUGAAGCUCCACAAAGUUGCACCAGAAGGCUGGAAAGAGGGAUGGAAAGGCAACCUGCCGACAGUCACAUUUACCUUAUACCUGCGGGUCAAGUUCUACCCUGACAAUAUCCUCCUCUUCAGGCACCAGAUCUCACGGCACUUGUUGUACUUACAACUUCGCCACGACCUGCUAGAGGAGCGAACCAUAUGUAAUGAGGACAAGGCCCUUACAAUGUCUGCACUGGCCCUUCAGGUGGAGUAUGGGGACUACGACAAAGACACUAUGGGACGAAACUACUUCAUGGCAGAGCACUACUACCCACAAAGGAUAGUGAAACGUGUAGGAGUAGGCUACAUACGAGACAACACUCCAGACUUCCACCAGAGGGCAGCAGGCAUGAGUGAAACCAAGGCUGAAUUGGAAUUCAUUAAGAUUGCCCAACAGUUACCAGAGUAUGGAGUUCACUUUUACAAGCUGCUGAAGAAUAAGAACGAUACCACAAGUGUACUGUGGAUGGGGAUCACUGUUAAAUGUAUGGUGCUGGCAGAAAACCAGGGCCUACAGCGUGCCAUCGACCACCAUUAUGCUUGGAACAUGAUCCAGAAAAUAUCAUUCAACAAACGCCGCUUCAGCAUCCAACCCAAACCAGAUCAUGGUCAGGGAAAGCCUUCAAAGAUGAAUUACUACACUAACAGCUACCGCAAGGGGCGAUACUUGCUGCAGUUUUCCACCAUGCAACAUCGAUUUCAGCUGAAGAUGAAAGCUAGAGAGGCACAGUUGGAUGCCCAAGGCAUUGAUCUGACUAUGGACACUGAUUCAAGUUUUGAGGCCCAGGCUGUAGACUUGGAAGAGGAAGGAAGUCCACAGGCAAGUUUUGAGAGUGAAGAUGAUGGACACAGUGCAACAGUUGCUAUGACAACAGACCGACAACCAGUCCCAUACUCUCUGAAUGCCACACAGUCUGUGGACUUGGUGGACGAAUCAGUGCUCAAUGAAAGUAUCAGUGCCACACUACAACACCGCCUGUACAGCAGUGAGGUGUCCCCAGAACAACCUGACAGACGUAUCUUUGAGGUUGGGCUGGGGAAGGACCCCAACACAGGAUUUGGGAUCACCAUUGUCGGGGGAGAGAGUACCAGUAAACUAGACCUGGGCAUAUUUGUCAAGUCAGUAACUGCGGGAGGUCCUGCACAAAAGGACGGAAGAAUCCGCCCAGGGGACAGAAUCAUUGCCAUCAAUGACCAUAGCUUGGAGGGCCGUCAACACCACACUGCGGUACAGAUGAUCCGUGAAUCAGGCUCUCACGUCAAGCUUCUUAUCUCCCAGGUCAAGUGCCCUGGGUCUCUCCGCCGCAAAGAUCAUGAUGAUUCCAUAAUCCGAGAAAAACUCAGAUUAUCAAAUGCUAAUCCCCAUGAUGCUCAACUCUUUUCACAAAUAUCACAUUAUUCAGACGAUUAUCUUCAAGAAACAGAAGAGGAGGUUAAUGAAUCGCCUAUUGAAGCAGCAGUUAAUCCUAGAAAUCAUCGACAUUGUUCUCAGUCGGACCAGUUAAAUUUAGCUACAGUUUCUAACAUUCCAUUAAACUCUGAUACGAGAUGUAAAUAUAGAAAUUCAUAUGUGACUGAAGUAGAUGUGAACACCACAUCUCAGGUGGACUCAUUAGUGGCAGAUCAUCAAGAAGACAGUAACAAACACAGAAACAGUGAGAUUGGGUCAAGACAAGACUCCAACCUUAGUGAAGCUAAGGUAACUGUGAAACCAAGUCAACCAAGUACACAAAAUCAAGGGCAGUCAAGGACUACCAGUACGGCAAGUGCGAAAAGUGAUGAUUUCCAGCCUGGUGAAGUGUUUGAAGUGUUUUUGGAGAAAAAGGAUGGCAGCUUUGGACUUAACGUAACUGGAGGUGUGAACACAUCUGUAAGACAAGGAGGGAUCUAUGUGAAGUCACUGAUACCUGGCAGUGCUGCAGAACUGGAGGGCUGUAUCAAAAGAGGUGAUCGGAUCCUGUCAGUUGACAGCAAGAGUCUCGUGGGAAUGACUCACAAACAGGCAGUAGAAGCAUUGUGUAAUGCUCCUCCCAUCAGCAAGUUGGUCAUGGAAAGAGGUCAGCCCCCCACAGCUGGGGGAGUGUCUAAGUCUAAUAGGUCAUCACCAGCACCACUACAAACCAGCAACUCAAACAAGGGCAGUCGAGCAAAGUCAGUGCCUGCAGACACAAUGCAGUCAUCAACAACUCCCUUAGACAGUGGUGGUAGCAAGAAGAGAAAUAGCAGCAGAUCAAACUCCUCAUCUCAACCUGUGGCAGCUGGUAAUGUCAGAGGUCAGGCAAGGAAAGGAAGCAGUUCAAGGUCAUCACCCCUAGUAACAGAAAAUAGUGGGGUAAACAUGCCGAGGAAGAGCAGUAGUUCAAGAUCUUUGCCUGGACCAGUAUCAGACACUGUGGUAACACCUGGGGUCAGAACUGGCAAGAAAUCUAUGAACCUUACUAUCAGUGAAGUGAGACCAUCACACACUUCACCGACCAGCUAUAACUCUGAUGCAAAGGCAGCAAACAACAUACAGGACAACGAGGAAUCACAGUACUACAACUUUGAUAAUGCAGAGGACCAGUUUACUGUUGAUCUGGAGCGAGGUAGUAGUGGACUGGGUUUCAGUGUACAGAAUGCUCGAGACCUUUACCCUGCACCCAAUGCCUCGGACAACUACCUGUGUAUCAAGAAAGUGUUUCCUAUAGGUCCUGCUGCUGAAAGUGGAAGGAUCAAGACAGGAGAUGUGAUCCUGGAAGUGAAUGGACAACCAGUGAAAGGCCUUAGCCUGCCUACUGAAAGUUACGAUCAGCAAGCCAACAAAGCUUCACUGUCCCCAAGAUCAGAGAACACCAGGAAGGCACCAUCACCAUAUGAGACAGAGUCUGAAGAGGAGCCUGUCUUAUAUAGAGAGUCUGUGAUAACGCCUCCUUCUGGGUUCACAUCACCACGGGAACAAGAUGAGGAUCACUCUACUGAAAGUCCUCCUCCUCCACUGCCUGUUAGUCCACCCCCAACCAUGGAGGGUACUGAGGUUUGGUCUCUCGCAGAUGAGACAGAAUCACAGCAAUCACUGGAAGUAAGCACAACGUUCAGUGAAGAGGGGGAGGAAAUUCAGGAGGAAGAAGGUGAAAGGUCAGCAAGUCCAGAUUCACAGGUUAGUGAGAGAUCAGACAAUUCCAUUGUAAGGUCACCGUUAAAGGAUACAAAAUUGUCAAGCCAGGAGCUAGGGGCUACACACACAACCCUUAGCUCGAAUGAAUAUGAUGCCCAGUCGGAGAUGUCCAGAUCUCUGUCACCAGGGCCCUUCACCUCCAAGAGCGAAGAGUUCCAAAGUAUCCACAAGUCUCAAAAUUCAUUUCAUGAAGAUGAGAGUGGUUCAGAGCAGGAAGAGGAUGAUGAUAUUCUCAAACCAGGGGAAUUUGAAGUGAUCUUGAAAAAGGCCGAAGGUAAAGGGUUAGGCUUCACAGUGACUGGUGGAGCUGGUAGGACCGGGGGCUGUUACAUCAAGGGUAUACUACAGGACCCUGCACUUUCUGAUGGCCGGCUGAAACCUGGCGACAAGCUCAUCAAGGUAAAUGAUAUUGAUGUGGCCGAAAUGAACCAUUUCGAGGCAGUAACUUACCUCAGACAAGCUCCCCAACUUGUCCAGCUAAGGGUCUAUAGGCCCGAGCAAUCUGGAGCAGAUGACUCCAAGAAGAGUGGUAGUGAAAAAGUUUCACAUCACAACAUGGGAGAAAGCGAUACAGAGCCAUUCUCCCAGGGAGAAGCUGUCAAGAAGACAGAUGAUUUAUUCUCCUUUUUGGAAGGCCAGGAUAAAAACCUUGAUGAGGAAGAUUCAGAGAGUGAAGAAGAGAACCCCCGGUAUCUUGGGAGUAAGGAUAGGGACCUUCGUCGUGCCCUAUCUGACAUUCCGGAGACGAGUGAUGCAGCUCAGUCUUCCGGAGAAUGCAGUAUAAGCGAGUACUCAGACUCCCAUAUUGCAGAGCAACAAGCAGCUUCCAAGGGGAGAGGUGUAUCCCCCUUAGAAAGGCCGGCGUCUGUAGAAGAGUUAGGAGAUGUAUCUCUAUUUAGUAAUGUUGGGUUGAUGAAGGUGGAGUUUGAGAAGCCAAAAGGAAGAGAGUUAGGUAUCAGCUUGGUGACAGCCGAGAAGGACAACCAAACCGGUGUAUUCAUCAGAUCCAUUGCUGAAAACAGUGUGGCCCACCAAGAUGGCCGUUUGUGUGUUAUGGACAGACUGGUACAGAUAAAUGGAGAGUCCUUAGUAGGUUUGACACACACCAAAGCUGUGGCCAUGUUGAGGAAGGCAGAGGACAGGGUGACAAUGGCCAUCUCUAGGCUUCCUUCAAGACAGCUGGAGCUGAUGACACCACCGGUGAUAAUGGAGGAUGAUGGUAUGAACACAUGUAAAUCUGAUUCUGACUACCGGACAGCUGAGGUCAAUCCUGAGGAACCUGUCACUUACACAGAGUCAGACAGGGAAGGUUCUGUAUAUGACUCUGAGGAGGAGGAGGAUAUGCAUGCUCUAGUGUAUGAAGCUGAGAAACUUCUGGCUGCUGAAGAAACCAUUGAGCUUGAACCUAACGAGCUAAAGGAGGAUAUGUCUGAAACAUCCCAGUCAACAAGGCAAAGAGAUAACAACCCAGACUCUGAUGUAGAAGCAGCAGAGAAAGAUAAUAGAAAUGAGGCCAGUUUAAGUACAACAUUCCUGAUAGAAGCUAAAGCAAGGAAGAUAGAUGUAGACAUCCCACAGCUUAUUACCAACGACUGGCUUAACUCUCUGCCUUUGUUGCUGGUUGAUGAAGAACAUGCUGCCACUGUCACUGGACUGAUUCCCCAGCUUCAGCGCAAGAUAGAGCAUGAUGAUCCUAUGGAAGAGUAUAAGGAGCUUCGGCUUGUUAAAAUGACAGAUGGUUGUUCUGUUGGAAAGUUGCCGGAGAACAAGUCAAGAAACAGAUUCAGAAACGUUCUGCCAUUUGAUUUGAAUCGUGUGGAGCUCUGUAGUGACAAUGAUUAUGUGAAUGCCAGCCACAUUAUUCUGAAUGUAGUGAACACAGAGUGUCACUACAUUGCUUGUCAGGGUCCACUGCCUAAUACUUCAGAGGAUUUCUGGCAGAUGGUUUGGGAGCAGACUGUCAGUGUCAUCACCAUGUUGACACAGGAUGUUGAGUCACGUAAAGUCAAAUGCCAUCGCUACUGGCCAGAUUCCGUAGAGACACCCUUGUUUGUUUGUGAAAGCCAAUACAAGGUGAGCUUGAAGUCAUUCCAGUCCACCGAACAUUUGGAUAUACGCCACAUUCAGAUAGAAAAUGUCACAACAAAGGAGGUCCGGGAUGUCCAUCACAUCAAUUACAUAACCUGGCCGGACCAUGGUGUCCCAGACUCUUCAGUACCUAUUUUACAGUGUAUGCAAUUGGUUCAUGCGUAUCAUACGACGGGGCCACUUGUGGUACAUUGCAGUGCUGGAAUAGGGAGAACAGGUGCUUUCAUCACCAUAGACCUGGCUCUGGCUGAGAUAGAACGUACUUGUUCGUGUGAUAUCUUUGAGAUAGUGAAGGAGUUGAGGAGACAGAGACCUGGAAUGAUACAGACAAAGGACCAGUACAUGCUGUGUUAUUGUGCCUGCAUUGAAGCUCUACUUAGUCUGACCAGCUGAUAGUAAACACAUGCUUGUCAAAAGGUAUCUGUGUUCUGUUUUGACUUUGAAACAGGAACAAUAUGGAAGUUUCCACUUACCUUUUGAGCAAAGGAACAACAUGGUAUCUGUGUUUUACAUUAUUCGAAGGAAGGAGGAUCUGUUUGACUGUGGGUCACACCAACUGUACUGUGAAGUCACAAAUAUUUUUUUCGAAAAGAUGCAGUUGUUACUAAAACUAAUUGGUUGAAAUCCUGAAUAAUUUAGAUACUUACAAUAGUUAGUGCUACUCUGUAGUUCAUAUUUGUAACACAAAAUAACUUCAUUUGAUACAUUGUAUUUAUUUUUAAUAUUAAAGUAACCCAGUGCAAUUAAUAUAUGAUAUUUAACCCAUGUCUUCCAGUCCUAUAUUACUAAGUUCGUUGCUAAUGUAAACCACAAUAUUGCUGUAUGUCAGAAGUGUUUAGGCCAGUCAUAAUUGUUAGAUUGUUGUGUUUGACCACCAUGUCAGGUGGAUGUCAGGUCAUGGAUAUGGUUUGUCUCUGUCAGUCACAGUAGACAAGGUGUGACGUUCACCUUGUUCACCUUGAUCAGUUUAUAUCAAUUUCAUGUAACUUACAUGGUAACCACAUUAGAUGUUUUUUAAAUUUUUUUUUUCAUAUGUGAUCAUAGAUGGAUUUAUACAGAUUGUUUACUGAAUAUUGACAUAAAUAAUCAGAAUGCUGUACAUUUCAUUAAUAGAAAUGUUUAAAAAUGAAAUUAUUCUACAAACAAUUCUAAAUUGAAGCUAAAAAAAGCCUGAAAAAAAAAAAUUG